Larimichthys crocea (large yellow croaker) is the source of this 1773-nucleotide messenger RNA. Its product is annotated as cytosolic 5'-nucleotidase 1A. The transcript is spliced from 6 exons. Gene Ontology annotation, molecular function: 5'-nucleotidase activity; nucleotide binding; magnesium ion binding. Gene Ontology annotation, cellular component: cytosol; cytoplasm. Lineage: Eukaryota; Metazoa; Chordata; Actinopteri; Sciaenidae. The coding region runs from base 135 to 920 and encodes 261 amino acids. Gene Ontology annotation, biological process: adenosine metabolic process; nucleotide metabolic process. The record is from RefSeq and is a predicted model, not a curated record.
ACCCAAACAAACCGCCUGUCUGUGGAGCAAGUUUGAAGUUAGUUAGUUCACAGGUCUGUUUAGUGACCGGUUCAGACUGAUUUUAACCUGUGCAGACUGAUUUUAACCUGCACAGCUUCAGCUGAGAGCCCGACAUGGUCUCCACGAUCCAGAACACCGACGUGAAGCAGAAAGAUGCUGAUCAUGCCGUGGUUGUCGCGAUAACGUCUCAUGCAGCGUUUGAAUCUGGAGCUGAUGAUGGUGAUGAGGUUUACAGAGAGGGUGUGGCUUUCCCGCUGCUGCAGGCGCUUCAGAAAGUGAAUGAGCGUCUGCUGGAGGAAAAUCCUGCUGAGUCGCUGCUGUUUGAUGUCAUCCUGAUCACCACCGACAGCCAACAACAGCAGCAGAGCUCCCGUGUCAUCAGCAGCACCAGACAUUACGGUCUCGAAGUCAGCAGGUUCUGUUUUUCCAGUGAGGAGGAUUUCAUUGAGAGUUUACAGAAAAAUAAUGUGAAGCUGUUCCUGACCACGGACACAAACGAGGUGACGCAGGCAUCACAAACAGGUGUUGUCUCUGUGCUGCUGGACCAGCAGACAGCUGUUUGUCCAUCAGAGCAGCUCAGAGUAAUGUUCUGUGGGGAUGCUGUCAUCCGGCCCGACACUGGCCCAAUGCCGUUGACCCGACAGGCCGCUCAGAGUUUCUCCACUCAGCUCGGCGAGAUGCGGCAGAAAUUCGGCAUGUUCGACAGCCCUCUCAGCUUCAUCCUGGUGACGUCGCAUGGCGGCAGGGAAAGCUGUCGUGGUGCCUUGCAGAUGCUGCGGUCACGCGGAGUAAGCGUGGACGAGGCGUACUGCCUGGCUGGUGCCCCACGGGGACCCAUGCUCUCCCUGGUCCAACCUCACUUCCUGCUCAGAGAUGGCUACAGCAGCCUGGAGGAGUGAUGACAUCAUGACAUGUUAUCUCAUGACAUGUUAUCACAUGACAUCAGAAAAAACUUUGGCGUGUCUUUGCAAGAAUCUGCUAAAGCUUGAGACUGAACGAGUUUAAACAAAUUCGUUCAGCUCAUUAAGCGUAAAAAACAAUCAGUCAUCCUGAUGGAAAGCCUGCCCAUAAAGAAACCACCAUUUUUAUUAUUAUUGUUGGAAUCAAUCAAUCAAUCAAUCAAUCAAUCAAUCAAUCAAUCAGAACACAGUCAACAUGUGUGUAACUCUAUUACAGUCCAGCAGAGGGCAGUCUAAUGCUGAAACUUUACAGAAAUCUGAUCACGUUAAUGUUGAGAAGAAAGUUGGUAAAUUAUAUAUACACUAAAUUGAACUCUUCUUGUGUUUGACCUUUUGGCCUUAAAUUCUUUGCACUUUUGUCAAGGUUUCUGCUGCUGUGUUUACUUUCUCUGGUCUUGCCUGUUACUCUGUUUAUUUUUCAUCUGUAUUUGUGACUUAUUGUUUGUAUUUAGGCCUCUCCACAUCACUUCAGAUCAGGAUUAAGUUAAACUGGCUCUGUCAGGCAUUCCCAUCAUGUCCACUGGAUGUGUGUCUCUUGUCUAUGUGUUUCAGUCUUCAGACACAUUUUUAUAUUGCUCAGAAUUGUUUGUUGUGUUAUAAGGCAGACUGGAAACAGCAGCUUUUACUUUUCUUCUUUUGGUUAUAAUGAGAGUACACAGCACACAACGUCUAACCUUUAUUUUCUGAAAAUAUAAUGGAGCCCUUGAAGCCUUGAAAAUAGUUUUUUAUAUACAAGAUAAGAAACAUCUAUGAUGUGUGAAGGCUCAUGCGCAUGUACAAAGGCUCAGCAGCG